Molecule: messenger RNA, 1647 nt
Organism: Purpureocillium lilacinum
Lineage: Eukaryota; Fungi; Ascomycota; Sordariomycetes; Hypocreales; Ophiocordycipitaceae
Biological process (GO): transmembrane transport
Cellular component (GO): plasma membrane
Molecular function (GO): transmembrane transporter activity
Source: RefSeq, a predicted model, not a curated record
AUGGCUGAGCAGAUGCCUCCCGGCACUGUCCGGCUAACGGCGACAAGAGACUCGACCAUCAAGAUCAUCUUCCACCCGAAACCGACAGACGACUACGAUGACCCGCUGAAUUGGUCGUGCUGGCGGAAAGCCUUGCACUACUCAGUCGUUCUUUUCUACGUAAUGGUCACAUUCUCAGCCCUGAGUGUCGACCAUGGCGCCUGGCCGGAGCUCCAACAAGACCUGAAGCUGAGUGACGGGGACAUGUCCAUAGUCGGCACUCUUGAAUACGCAGGACUCGGUCUCACCGGCAUCGGCCUUAUCCCGCUCGCCUAUCGCUACGGUCGACGGCCUAUCUUCCUGCUCAGCGUGGCAAUCCAGUUUGCGUCGGCUGUGGGGUCCGCCGUCAUAUCGGACAAAGCAGGGAAUCUGGUCACCGAUACACUUGUGGGCGUUGGGGCGUCCGUCGCCAUGACCAUCGUGCCGAUGACGAUUGCAGAUCUGUUCUUUGUGCACCAAUUCGCGACCAUGAGCGGUCUGUUCAUGUUCGCGCAGAGCAUCGGCGCCUUCCUCGGCCCCACGAUUGCCGGGUUCUUGGUGGACCUCAAGGGCUGGAGAUGGAUGAGAUGGGGGAACGCGAUCGCCUUGGCAGUCAACUUUGUCGUGGUGCUUUUCCUGCUGGAGGAGUCCACGUUCGUUCCCAACACCAGAGGUCACUCAGACAUCAAGACCAAAGCGAAAGAACCCGAGUCGUUCUACAACAGGCCAUACAUCCUGUUCACGAAGGAUGAUGAGCCAAUGGAUAUUGUCGACAUGAACCGCCUGAUGACGCCCCGAGCCCCGCCCCGCGCGCCCGAACCAAGCCUCGACUUGCCUCCCGAGCCGAAGUCAUUGAGGGAGCGAUUCGCCCUGAUUACCAACACCCAAAGACCGAUCAAGGAGCGAUUCCUGGCACCCUUCGUCAUUCUCAUCAGCUUCCCCGCCGUUGCAUACACGGCACUGACGUACGGCGGGACGAUGGCAUGGCUGGAGAUGAUGCAGUACAUCAUGCUGACGAGGCUGGAUAGCCUCCCGUACAAUUACAGUCCUCAAGAGGUUGGAUUGUUCAACUUGGCUCCAUUCCUGGGCCAUCUUUUGGGCUGCCUGGUGGUGGCACCACUUAGCGACCGCUGGAUUGUCCGACUCGCCCAUAAGAAUGGCGGUAUAUAUCACCCGGAGAUGCGCCUCUGGAUCACUCUACCUGCUGCCCUUUUCGUGUGCGGAGGAAUGCUCCUGUUCGGCAUUGGCAUCGCCCAGGGGAUCCCCUGCAUGUGGCCAACCAUCGGCUUCGCAAUGUUCGCCUUCGGCUUCAGCAUAUGUCUGUCCGUUGCAGUCGCGUAUCUCACCGACUGCUAUCACAACAUGAUAGGCGACGCAUUCGUUGGAGUUGCUGUUGCGCGCAACGCGCUUGGCGCAGUCGCCUCAAUCGGGAUAAUUCCAUGGAUAGAUAGCAUGGGGUUGCAAAACGUCUUCAUUCUGGGCACAGCCAUCUCCCCGCUGGUUCUCGGAAUCCCCGUCGUUUUGCUCUACUGGGGGCGAAAGGUCCGAUUUGUCACUGCCGACAAGUAUCGGCACUACUCUCUGGCUGCCAUUCCGCCUGCCAACAUGAAGGAAAUGCGUGUGGGCUGA